UCGGCAGCAAUUGAUAUCGAAUAAAAAUCCAAGUCCUAGUUGGUUCAGUGCCCUGGUUUUGGAACCCUAACCAUGGCUUCUCGCAAGGUUUUAUCGUCCCUUUUGCGGUCAUCCUUACGCCGCUCCGGGUCAAGAUCCUCGAUCAUCAACCCCAGAGCUCCGUCCCCAUCCCAUGUGUCUCGCCCUUCCCCGAAGGGUUUCCUCCUCAACCGUGUUGUAGACUAUGCGACUUCGGCCGCGGCCCCGGCGCCGUCGGUCCCAUCGUCGCCAUCGACUAAGGGAGCUGGCCCCAGUGGCAAGAUAACCGAUGAGUUCACUGGGGCUGGUGCUAUUGGCCGCGUUUGUCAGGUGAUCGGUGCCGUCGUCGAUGUUAGAUUCGACGAGGGAUUGCCCCCGAUCUUGACGGCUCUCGAAGUUUUGGACAAUUCGAUCCGUUUGGUUCUCGAAGUCGCUCAGCACUUGGGAGAGAACAUGGUGAGGACCAUUGCUAUGGAUGGUACUGAAGGGCUUGUGCGAGGACAGAGAGUCCUUAACACCGGAUCUCCGAUCACUGUGCCUGUCGGUAGGGCUACCCUUGGUCGAAUCAUGAAUGUUAUUGGGGAGCCUAUUGAUGAGAGGGGUGAAAUAAAGACCGACCAUUACCUCCCUAUCCAUCGUGAAGCUCCAGCCUUUGUUGAACAGGCAACUGAGCAACAAAUUCUUGUAACUGGAAUUAAGGUUGUGGAUCUCCUUGCACCAUAUCAGAGAGGUGGGAAGAUUGGGCUGUUUGGUGGUGCUGGUGUAGGAAAAACGGUGCUUAUUAUGGAACUGAUUAACAAUGUCGCCAAAGCUCAUGGUGGCUUUUCUGUUUUUGCUGGUGUUGGAGAGCGAACUAGGGAGGGUAAUGAUCUGUACAGGGAGAUGAUUGAGAGUGGUGUCAUCAAGCUAGGGGAUAAGCAGAGUGAAAGCAAGUGUGCACUUGUGUACGGCCAAAUGAAUGAGCCCCCUGGUGCCCGUGCUCGUGUUGGUCUUACUGGCCUCACUGUUGCUGAGCACUUCCGAGAUGCUGAGGGACAAGAUGUGCUUCUCUUCAUUGAUAAUAUUUUCCGUUUCACCCAAGCAAACUCUGAGGUCUCUGCUUUGCUUGGCCGUAUUCCAUCUGCUGUCGGUUACCAACCAACUUUGGCUACUGAUCUUGGAGGUCUGCAAGAGCGAAUUACUACCACUAAGAAAGGUUCAAUUACCUCUGUCCAAGCUAUUUAUGUGCCAGCUGAUGACUUGACGGAUCCAGCUCCUGCCACCACAUUUGCCCAUCUGGAUGCUACAACUGUGUUGUCUAGACAGAUUUCUGAGCUUGGUAUUUAUCCUGCGGUGGAUCCCCUUGAUUCUACAUCUCGUAUGUUAUCUCCUCAUAUUUUGGGAGAAGAACACUACAACACUGCUCGUGGUGUGCAGAAGGUUCUUCAGAACUACAAGAACCUUCAAGAUAUUAUUGCCAUUUUGGGAAUGGAUGAGCUCAGUGAAGAUGAUAAGUUGACUGUUGCCCGUGCACGUAAAAUUCAAAGGUUCUUGAGCCAGCCCUUCCAUGUGGCAGAAGUAUUUACGGGUGCUCCUGGAAAAUAUGUGGAAUUGAAGGAGAGCAUUACAAGUUUCCAGGGAGUUUUGGAUGGAAAGUAUGAUGACCUUCCCGAGCAGUCAUUCUACAUGGUUGGAGGAAUUGAAGAGGUCAUUGCAAAGGCUGAGAAGAUCGCCAAGGAGUCCGCAGCUUGAUAGUGUCCACUCCCAAUCCAAUCUCUCCCUUUGUUUUUCUAUUUUCCUACCGCGGACCUUACAAAUGUUAAUAAUUUAGUUGGUAUUGAGACUGUCAUCACCACCAGUGAGUUGCGAUUUUUUUUAGAUCAACUGUCUGGCUGUGCUAUUUUUUUGCAGGAUUGUGGUAGGUGGAGAAACGAGCAAGGGGCAUGCUCUGCAAGCUCCCCUUUUUUGUUUAAUAAGAAAUGAAAAAAAAAAGAAACAAUUGAGGAAAUGUUUAUUUUGUAUGCUCUCUCCUCUUGGAGCGUUUCAAUCAGAAGCCCCUAUUUAAUUUGUGUGAA
This is a messenger RNA of Nelumbo nucifera (sacred lotus), 2072 nucleotides long. RefSeq names its product ATP synthase subunit beta, mitochondrial. Gene Ontology annotation, biological process: proton motive force-driven mitochondrial ATP synthesis; proton transmembrane transport. Lineage: Eukaryota; Viridiplantae; Streptophyta; Magnoliopsida; Proteales; Nelumbonaceae. The record is from RefSeq and is a predicted model, not a curated record. Gene Ontology annotation, cellular component: proton-transporting ATP synthase complex. Gene Ontology annotation, molecular function: ATP hydrolysis activity; proton-transporting ATP synthase activity, rotational mechanism; ATP binding.